Messenger RNA from Cariama cristata (Red-legged seriema), 408 nucleotides. It is a transcript of the gene OVCA2, whose product is annotated as ovarian tumor suppressor candidate 2. The annotation marks the transcript as partial. The transcript is spliced from 2 exons. NCBI's taxonomy places the organism in Eukaryota, Metazoa, Chordata, Aves, Cariamiformes, Cariamidae. Gene Ontology annotation, biological process: response to retinoic acid. Gene Ontology annotation, cellular component: nucleus; cytoplasm. The record is from RefSeq and is a predicted model, not a curated record.
CUGCGGGCCCGCGGCGACCCCCGCUUCCCCGUGGCCUUCGCCAUCCUGGUGGCCGGCUUUGCCAGCCGUGCCCCAGCCCACAGCCACUUCUACCGGGAGCCCAUCGCCCUGCCCACGCUGCACGUCGUGGGCAAUACUGACGCCGUCAUCGCUGCUCACCUCAGUAGGGAGCUGGCCCAGCACUUUGUGGAGCCCGUUGUCCUCACCCACCCCGGUGGGCACUUCAUCCCUGCGGCUGCACCACAGAAGAGGGCCUACCUGGACUUCUUGGGCCGCUUCCGCCCUGGAGAGGGACAAUCCAGGUCUGUUCCCGUGCCGCUGUUCUUGGGGCGCAACCACCCUGGUCGGCUGCUCGCGGAGGUGAGCCUGGAGACAAGACUGACCAAGGUCUUCCCACCCUGCACUCAG